AUGGAGCUCAAACUAGAGGAUCCAUCCCUCCUCAAGACAGAAUGCUAUGUUGCUGGCCGGUGGGUCGGUGCCAGGAGCGGGAAGCAAUUUUCCGUUGAUAACCCCUCCACGUGUGAUGUGGUUGCGAAAUGCCCCGAGUUUGACAGCGUCGACACAGAAUCAGCCAUUGGCUCAGCCAAGAAUGCCUUCAACUCAUUUCGCAAAACUACCCCACGUUCGCGAGCCACGCUCCUCCGGCGCUGGUAUGAACUUAUGAUCGAGAAUGUGGAAGAUCUCGCCUACAUAAUCACUCUUGAGAACGGAAAGCCCCUGGCAGAUUCUCGCACUGAAGUCCGGUACGCCGCGUCAUUCUUGGAAUGGUUCAGUGAAGAAGCCCCCCGCAUUUAUGGUGAUACCAUGCAGGCCACCAACCCAUCUUGUCGCAUUGUUACUCUGCGAGAGCCUGUCGGUGUCUGCGGACUUAUCGCGCCGUGGAACUUCCCUGCCGCCAUGAUCACAAGGAAGGCUGGCCCGGCCCUUGCGGCUGGGUGCACCAUUGUUGUAAAGGCACCGGGAGAAACCCCGCUGACUGCUCUGGCUCUAGCGGAGCUAGCCCAUCGCGCGGGAUUCCCCGCAGGUGUUGUCAAUGUCAUUACAACGCUCGAAAAUACGGCGGAUGUUGGGCGCAUUCUCACAACACACCCGACAAUCAAAAAGGUCUCAUUUACCGGCUCCACUGGAGUAGGAAAGCUUCUCAUGAGUCAGAGCGCCUCAACCCUAAAAAAGUUAUCAUUUGAGCUUGGUGGAAACGCCCCCUUCAUCGUGUUCGAGGAUGCGGAUCUUGAUGCGGCAGUGCGCGGACUCAUGGCCUCCAAGUUCCGUAUCUCUGGUCAGACUUGCGUGUGCGCCAAUCGCAUCCUAGUCCAUCGCGAUGUGUAUGAUGAAUUCCUCGUCAAGGUGGUCGAGGCUGUUCGCGCCUUUGUAGUAGGUGACGGCUUCAAGGAGGAGACUACGCAUGGCCCGCUAGUCCAUGAUCGUGCCGUUGCCAAGGUCCACGAACACGUCACAGAUGCUGUCACUAAGGGUGCACGGUUGCUCUUGGGCGGCGAGCCACUGACGCACCUUGGCCCAAAUUACUUUGGACUUACAGUGCUCGCGGAUAUGAGGCCGGGCAUGAAAAUUUGCCAUGAAGAGACCUUUGGGCCUGUUGCUGCCGUUUUCGCAUUCGAGUCAGAGCAGGAGGCUAUUGCCUUGGCCAACGAUUCCAAUGUUGGCCUGGCAGGGUAUUUUUAUAGUAAGGAUGUAACUCGGUGUUGGAGGAUAGCGGAGGCUCUCGAGGUGGGCAUGGUGGGCGUCAACGUCGGCAAGUACUCUCCCUGCACCUUUAUUUUCUUCGAAAAGCCUCACUAA
Molecule: messenger RNA, 1389 nt
Organism: Scedosporium apiospermum
Lineage: Eukaryota; Fungi; Ascomycota; Sordariomycetes; Microascales; Microascaceae
Product: putative succinate-semialdehyde dehydrogenase [NADP(+)]
Exons: 3
Coding region: 1-1389 (462 amino acids)
Molecular function (GO): succinate-semialdehyde dehydrogenase (NAD+) activity
Source: RefSeq, a predicted model, not a curated record